AUGACAUAUAAAGUAUUUUUAAAUCUCACCGAAUUAAUUUUUUUUAGAAAUUUGGAAUGGAAAUUAAGAUCAACAAUUUUGACUAACUUACAGGCUGGUUAUGAAAAGUUUGGGAAGCGUUGGAGAGCUAUAAAGCCAAAGUCUGAACUCGCGAAAGAACAAAAGGUUAAAAAGUCACUCCGAAAACGAAAACGGCGGCUGCCAGCAAAUUACGACCCUGCAGUUCAACCAGAUCCUGAACGUUGGCUACCUCGACAGGAACGUACGGCAUAUCGUAAGAAAAUGCAUAAAAAAUUCAAGGAUCGGGAAAUUGGAAAGGGGACACAAGGAGCUGCUGCUGCAACUACUUCGGCUAAUAUUGAUUACAGCACGAAAUCUGCUACAGUUGGGACUGCUCCUGCACCAACAUCAUCAUCACAAGCACCACAAAAACCUGCAGAAGGACCUCGACAACAAAGACCAAACCAAGCCAAAAAGAUAAAGAAAAAGAAGGGGGGAAAAUGGUAA
Molecule: messenger RNA, 507 nt
Organism: Meloidogyne enterolobii
Lineage: Eukaryota; Metazoa; Nematoda; Chromadorea; Rhabditida; Meloidogynidae
Source: the annotation of a GenBank genome assembly